AUGGGGUUUAUUGUCAUCCUACACUUAGUGCUGUUGGCUGAGGCAGAGUGCAAAGUUCCUGUUUUCAAAUGUAGACUCAGUGACCCUCUCCCUAUUCAUCAUAAAUACUAUCAGUCAGGUGACCUCCUUCUUUCCAGCAUCAUUUCUCAGAUGUACAUCCUUUCUGACUUGAUAACAUUCAGAAGACAUCCUUCCCAGGAACUGAUUGAUGAGCUCAUUAACUAUUUCAGUGCAAGCUGGACCUAUCUGGCCUCCAUGGAACUUCUCUCUACACAUGGCAGAUUCGUCCCUAACUACAAAUGCGAUUAUCAAAGCAAUUGGGUGGUAGCGGUAAUUGCGGGACCUCACUCUGACAUUGGCCUCUACACUGCAACCAACCUAGGUAUCUACAAGCUUCCACAGCUCACAUAUGGAUCUGCUUUGGUGAUGAAUAACAACAUCCAGACUGCUUUCAUCCACCAGAUGUUCCCAAAUUGGAUCAGUCAGUAUAGGGGAAUUCUCCAGCUACUGUUGCAUUUCAGGUGGACAUGGAUUGGGGCAAUAUCUCAAGGUGAUGACAACACAGAGCGCUUUGUACAAAACAUACUUCCUAUGUUUACCCAGAGUAGAGUCUGCUUUGACUUCAUAACAAGGUUUCUAAAAGCAUAUUUUUCUAAUCAGUUAUCUGACAUGACAACAGAGGGACUUGAAAUAUUCAACCUUAUAAUGAAAAGCACCGUCAAAGCAGUCAUCAUAGAUGGUGAAAUUGAAACCAUGAUGACUUUUAGAAUCUUGUUCCAGCUCUCAGAAUUUGAGAAUAUACGAAUGGAAGCAAAAGUCUGGAUUAUGACAGCCCAGAUGGAUUUCACAUCACUUCCCAUCCAAAAGAAUUGGGACAUCAACUUCCUCCAUGGAGCUUUAUCCAUUGCCAUUCCAACAAAAGAGUUGUUAGGAUUCCAGACAUUUCUUGAGAUGAUAAGCCCUACCUCAGAAAAAAAUGAUGGCUUUAUCAAGGUUUUUUGGGAAGAGGCAUUUAGCUGUUCCUUGCCCAACCCUGGAUUGGACAAGGAGAGUGGAGAAAUCUGCACUGAGAUGGAGAAACUGGAGACUCUUCCAGUGUCUGUUUUUGAAAUGAGGAUGACUGGCCACAGCUACAGCAUCUACAGUGCUGUCUAUGCUGUGGCACGUGCUCUUCAAUCCAUGCAUUCAUCCAAAUUCAGACACAGAGCAAGGAUGGAUGAAGGAAGAUGGAGGCUUCUGAGUCAGAAGCGAUGGCAGCUCCAUCAUUUUAUAAGAAGUGUCUCAUUUAACAACAGUGUGGAGGAAAAUGUCUCUUUUGACCAAAAUGGGAACUUAAUAGCUGGAUUUGAUGUUAUCAACUGGAUCACGUUUCCAAACCAGUCCUUUCUUAGAGUAAAAGUUGGGAAGAUAGAACACAAGUUUCCCCAAGACAUACUGCUUACCAUUCAUGAUUAUGCCAUCGUAUGGCCCAGCAGAUUUAAUCAGGCACAACCCCUUUCUCUGUGUAAUGAACAUUGCCAUCCAGGUAGCAGAAAAGCAAAGGAAGAAGGAAAACCAUUUUGCUGCUAUGAUUGUCUUCCAUGUCCGGAAGGGAAGAUUUCAAAUGAAAAGGACAUGGAUGACUGUUUUUAUUGCCCAGAUGAUCAGUAUCCAAACAAGGAUAGAGAUUUAUGCAUUCCAAAAUCUAUAAGCUUCUUGACUUACGAAGAACCUUUGGGGAUAUGUUUGGCUGCUUUUGCUCUUCUGUUUUCAUUCAGCACAGCACUGGUGCUUAGGAUCUUCAUUAAGUACCAGGACACUCCCAUUGUCAAAGCCAACAACAGGAGCGUCACCUACACUCUUCUCAUCUCCCUUCUGUUCUCCUUCCUUUGUGCUUUCCUGUUCAUUGGCCGACCUGGGACUGUGACGUGUCUCCUUCAGCAGGCUGUUUUUGGCAUCAUCUUCUCAGUGGCUGUUUCUUGCAUCUUGGCCAAAACCAUCAUUGUGGUUCUAGCUUUCAUGGCCACCAAACCAGGGUCCAGGAUGAGGAAAUGGGUGGGGAAAAGACUGGCAACUUCCAUUGUUUUUUCCUGUUCCAUUAUUCAAACUAGUAUUUGUAUGGUUUGGCUGACAACCAGUCCCCCUUUCCCAGAUGUGAACAUGCACUCAAUGACUGAAGAAAUUGUACUGGAGUGCAAUGAAGGUUCACCUCUCAUGUUUUACUCUGCCCUGGGUUUUAUGUGGGUUUUGGCUAUUGUCAGCUUCAUGGUGGCUUUCCUAGCCAGGAAGUUACCUGGCAGUUUUAAUGAAGCCAAACUCAUUGCCUUCAGCAUGUUGGUCUUUUGCAGUGUCUGGUUGUGCUUUUUUCCAACCUACUUGAGCACAAAGGGGAAAUACACAGUGGCUGUUGAAAUUUUUUCCAUGUUGUCCUCCAGUGCUGGAUUACUGUGCUGUAUAUUUUUCCCAAAAUGCUAUGUCAUUUUGAUGAGACCUGAGUUGAAUGACAGGAAACACCUAACAAGGGGAAAGCUGUGA
Molecule: messenger RNA, 2514 nt
Organism: Hemicordylus capensis (graceful crag lizard)
Lineage: Eukaryota; Metazoa; Chordata; Lepidosauria; Squamata; Cordylidae
Product: vomeronasal type-2 receptor 26-like
Exons: 6
Coding region: 1-2514 (837 amino acids)
Biological process (GO): G protein-coupled receptor signaling pathway
Cellular component (GO): membrane
Molecular function (GO): G protein-coupled receptor activity
Source: RefSeq, a predicted model, not a curated record